Molecule: messenger RNA, 285 nt
Organism: Scutellospora calospora
Lineage: Eukaryota; Fungi; Glomeromycota; Glomeromycetes; Diversisporales; Gigasporaceae
Source: the annotation of a GenBank genome assembly
AUGGCAGGAUUACUCCUUGUAUAUGAAUCUAAACUUGAAAAAUUACAAAAUAUUAUAGAUGAAGCGAAAGAACAAAAAGAAAGAAUCAAACGAUAUCAGAAUACACAAACUAUCGUAUCUAGUAUUAUCAACAAAAUAAACCAAGAAAAAGAAGAAUUUAAACAAAAAAUCAAUGAAUUGACAAACGAAAAUGAAGAACUUCAACGACAAAUUCUUACGUUAAAUAAUGAUUUUUAUUAUGAACGGGCUUUAAACGAACGGAUCAUCGCUAAUCAGCAAGCCUAG